AUGUUUCUUUCAUCCAAUCCAGGUAUUUAUCUGGAGACCCACAAGAAUACGACCGAUCCAGACAACCCAGGAUCCAUCGGCGUAGGCAAGAACGUUGGAAGACGCAUUGCAGCUAAGCAAUCGAUACAUAACAAGGAGACAAACGGCAUGCGUGGUCUUGCACUCGCGCGACCUGGUGCCAGCUACAAUGUUGUUAUCAUUGGACGAUAUCCCGUCGACCUACCGGCUGAAGAUACGGCCUACCACCUUGCCAUCGGUGAGACAUGGACCUCAGUCAUGUUUCAGACCCUCUGCUGUAAGCAGCUACUCCUGUUCCUGUCUCCAAGUCAGCUGCUCAACGACAACUGGGGUCUCAACGUAUCCCUCCCACUCCGCGAAGCCGACAGACACCUCGCUCAGUACUUGAGAAAGAGCAAGCUCUCCCGAGAGGAGAAACGUCUGCGCAAGAAAGAGGCACGCAGCCUAGGUGGAAGACACAUCGCUGAGAUCCGGGCAUCGGCAACUGACGAGCCCCUGACCUUAGCAUAUCUGGCUGUAGUCGAUCAGCGCAUCAAUGCGUCCACUAUCACGCGACGCGACAGCUCCUCUUUCUUCGUAGGUGGCUUUGCGCGCGACCCUAUAACAGUCUCUAAGCGAGUUGUACGGAUCGCCUGCAAGCGCGGCGACACGGAGACAGACGACGUGCGCCCAACGUAUGAGACAUCGACAGGCGCCUAUGUUGUGUCUGCUGGCAAAGAACGCUACAAAUGCAUGAAAAAGGCAUUAAAGCCUGUCGACCCGGCCAUUACCUACCUCACGAACGAUGGCGAAAGCCGGGAAACUAUCUGUGCAAUCUUACGCCCCACGAAGAGCCAAGCACAGACGGCAUGGAACUUGAGAUACACCGAGAAAAUGGUCUGGACAUCCGCGAAGCUCACAGAGCUUACGAAGUUCAAGAACGAAGGCCACGAUGCCGCAGAAACUGCAUACCGGAUGCAGACCAAGACUGAAGUCAUCCGCAACAAGCUCCCCCAGUUGUUCCGCCCACAGAACAUAAAGGCGGACCGAAGAAGACGACCGUACCUUGUUGGACGUUAA
Fulvia fulva is the source of this 1077-nucleotide messenger RNA. RefSeq lists its product as uncharacterized. Bases 1 to 1077 code for a protein of 358 amino acids. NCBI's taxonomy places the organism in Eukaryota, Fungi, Ascomycota, Dothideomycetes, Mycosphaerellales, Mycosphaerellaceae. The transcript has 2 exons. The record is from RefSeq and is a predicted model, not a curated record.